This is a messenger RNA of Chelonia mydas (Green sea turtle), 4933 nucleotides long. RefSeq names its product UDP-N-acetylglucosamine transferase subunit ALG13 homolog. The record is from RefSeq and is a predicted model, not a curated record. Gene Ontology annotation, biological process: dolichol-linked oligosaccharide biosynthetic process. Gene Ontology annotation, molecular function: hexosyltransferase activity. The transcript is spliced from 3 exons. The coding region runs from base 94 to 276 and encodes 60 amino acids. NCBI's taxonomy places the organism in Eukaryota, Metazoa, Chordata, Testudines, Cheloniidae.
AGGCAGCUGCCCCGGGACCAGGGAGGUGCAGGCACUUGUUUGGAGACACUGGAAAAAGGAAAACCACUCUUGGUGGUUGUAAAUGAAAAGCUGAUGAACAAUCAUCAGCUAGAAUUAGCCAGGCAACUAUACAGAGAUGGACACCUCUUCUACUGCACUUGUAGCACCCUUUUGGAGUCAUUGAAGUCAAUCGAUUUGUCAACACUGAAACCCUUUCCUCCUGGACAGCCAGAAAAGUUUGCUGCAUUCUUGGAUAGAGUUAUUGGAUUUGAAUAACUAAUCCAGAAAAAUGAAAAUGUUAGUAUGUGGUCAAAUUCUUCUAAUGUCACUUCCUUAAUAGGAAAAUCCACUUAUUGGGACCAACACUUUUUGUAUCAACUGAACAUAAAUAUGCCUGUUCAAUUUCAGCUGACAUUAAAUAUUUUCCCAUUUAAUGCCAAUUUAAAAUCUACUGGCUUCAUGCUUCAGUUAACACAUUGUCAGUAGAGGUAUAGGGUUAUUUUUUGUUUGACAACUAUAUCUAAAGGACUUAUCUAGAAAGAGUCAAGGAGAGCCAGAAACUAAAGACCCACAACUUGACUCUUGCAGACAAGUCCAGCUGAUAAAGCAGAUGGCAAAUCCAGCUAACAGACAAAAAGAUGUUUCCUUGCAGUUUUCAGUCUCAACUGUGAGUACGAUCUUAAAGAAAAAGAGAGAGAUCCUAAACGAGUAGCACAGUGGUUCAAACUACAAUCAAAAAUGGCAACAGGUGGGGAAAAAGAAGGGGGUAGAGGAGGCACUUCUGUGCUGGUUUGUUCAUACACAUCAUCAGAACAUAUCAAUUACAGGUGAGUUACUGAUCAGGAAAGCACAAAACAUUGCAACAGAAAUGGGACUUGAAAAUUUUGAACCAGUCAACAGGUGGCUUUGCUGGCGGAAAGCAUGAACUACCAUUGCAUUUAAAUGGAGCCAUGUUGAGAGAGAUACUGGUAUCUCAACUCAAGCACUGGACAACAGAUGUCUUACCCUCAAUCUUGGCCAAAUUCUGGCCUUUAAAAAGUCAUCAUUAGCAGCCAAAUAGUAAAGGAAAGAGUCACUGUUCUUGUGUGUCCAAGCCAAAUUGGCAAAGAUAAAAUGAAAAUUCUUCUGAUUGAAAACCGGAAAAUGCCAUGUUGUUUUCCUUGUGUCCCCUCCCCGUCUAUGAUCUAUAAAGCAAACAGGAAUGCAUGAAUGAUUGCCAUCAGAUUCACUGAAUGGCUUAUGAACAUUGACAAAGAGAUGGGGAAAAAGAAGAGGAAAAUUGCAGUGAUUCUCAAUUGUUCAGCCCACCCUACUCCAGAAUUUACAAAUGUGAAACUGAAUUUUCUGCUGCCCAGUACAAUUUCUCUACACCAGACUACGGUUGAAGGGGUCAUUCAAAAUUUAAAGCUCCAUUAUAGAAAGAUCAUGGUGCAUAAAUUCUUCAUGCAAACUGAUGGUGGCACAGCAAAUGUGAGAAAGUUCACUAAAGAUCUUGGUGUUUUGGAUGCUGUUUAUGUUGCGCAGUACCAGGCUGGAGGUAACAACUUUGUCAGUUGUAACCGAAAAGCUGGUUUUGCAGCUGCCAUCAAGGAAAUCACAGACUUAUCUUGGAGGACUUUUCAGCUGAACUUGGAGAGACUUAUGUCUUUGGCUGAUUUCCAUUAAUACUCUAAUACAGAUGCUGACCUUGAAUGGUUAAGUCAGAUGACAUAAUUAAGAUCUAUGUAGAUCAGUUUUGGAGCCUACUGAAGUGAACAAAACUGGGGGGGAAGAUGCAGUCCUAAAACCAACCAAAGAAGCUAUUUUUAGAACAAGCUUUUGGUUGUAAUGAAGUGAAUAAAACUAUUACUAAAUCCAUUCUACAGUUUGGUAAAGCCCCAAUCUCUGUCAGGUACUAACAGCAUCGUCUGAUCCCAUCUAUAAGGCCACAUAGUGUUUUAACCAUAUUGGAAAUUAAUGUGAAACCAGGUCCUCCACCACAGCAGCUUCUUUCGUAAUAUAGCCUGGUCCACACUUGGAACAGACCUGUACUAGUUACACUUAUGUUGAUACAUAGCUGUUAUCAAAGUUCUGACUGCUUCUCCCAGAUCACUGCAGUGUGGUUGAGUUUUGUUUUAUGCAAACAGUCAAACGUAGUUGUACACUGCUAAAAAGUUAGUCUUCAACAAAAUUUGCUAGCACAAUUUUCAGGAGGAAAAAAAUCCCUGUCCACACUGACUGACACCCUUCUAGUUACACCCAUAUCAACAACCAUAUUUUAGUGUGGUUCUGAUCCCUGUAACUAGGAUACAAGCUAACCUAAAGUCUAAAUUAAAGUGCUCUUCCUCUAAAUAUUCUUUAAAUGUUUGUAUUUGAAAGCUGACAGUGAUGCGGUUCCAAAUAUCACAGUACAUGUGACCACAAAUGAUGGAAACAAAUUAAUUUUAUUUCAUGAAUGCUUAUUGAGCUAGGCAGCAUACAUACUUAAUAAAAAGACAGCCCCUGCCUCCUAACAGUUUAUAAUUUGGUUUGAUAUUUUUUCCCAAAUUUAGCUGUGUGAUUUUGGACAUGCAACAAAUAUGUGAAAGGGACAGAGCGGAACAGAAGCUUUGUUUGGCAUAUUAAGAGCUGAAAAGAGGAAAAUUGGCUCAACUUUAUAAUUUCCUAAAAAAAGUAUGAACACACUCUCUGCAACAGAUUUCAGAUUUCUUUAUUUCAAUUAUGUGUCUUCUGCUAAUAUCUUUAUUUCAACAGAGAGGGUUUUUUUACAUGUCAUAGCAUCAGAAAAGCAAGGCAAGGAGUCUGUGAUGUAAAUUUUUGUGAAUAAAUACAGUAAAGUAAGGUUUGUAUUAGGGCUGUCAAGCAAUUAAAAAAAAUUAAUCACGCUGUUAAACAAUAAUAGAAUACCAUUUGUUUUAAAUAUUUUUGGAUGUUUACUAAAUUUUCAUAUAUAUUAAUUUCAGUUACAACACAGAAUACAAAGUGUAUAGUGCUCACUUUAUAUUUUUUAUUAUAAAUAUUUGCACUGUAAAAAACAAAAAUUGUAUUUUUCAAUUCACCUCAUACAAGUACUGUAGUGCAAUCUCUUUAUCAUGAAAGUUGAACUUACAAAUGUAGAAUUAUGUACAAAAAAAACCUGCACUCAAACGUAAAACUUUAGAGCCUACAAGUCCACUCAGUCCUACUUCUUGGUCAGCCAAUCACUCAGACAAACAAGAUUGGUUACGAUUUGCAGAAGAUAAUGCUGCCUGCUUCUUGUUUAUAGUGUCACCUGAAAGUGAGAACAGGCGUUCACAUGGCACUGUAGUAGCUGGAGUUGCAAGAUAUUUACAUGCCAGAUGCACUAAAGAAUCAUAUGUCCCUUCAUGCUUCAACCACCAUUCCAGAGGACAUGCUUCCAUGCUGAUGAUGGGUUCUGCUUGAUAACGAUCCAAAGCAGUGCGGACUUACGCAUGUCCAUUUUCAUCAUCUGAGUCAUGCCACCAGCAGAAGAUUGAUUUUCUUUUUUGGUGAUUUGGGUUCUAUAUUUUCCGCAUCAGAGUGUUGCUCUUUUAAGACUUCUAAAAGCAUGCUCCACACCUCGUCCCUCUCAGAUUUUGGACAGCACUCCAGAUUCUAAAUGUUGGGUCGACUGCUGUAGCUAUUUUUAGAAAUCUCACAUCGGUACCUUCUUUGCAUUUUGUCAGAUCUGCUCUGAAAGUGUUCUUAUAACGAACAUGUGCUAGGUCAUCAUCCCUGACUGCUAUAACAUGAAAUAUAUGCAGAAUGCAGGUAAAACAGAGCAGGAGACAUUCAAUUCUCCCCCGAAAGAGUACAGUCACAAAUUUAAUUGAUGCAUUAUUUUUUUAGCUAGCAUCAUUGGCAUGGAAACAUGUCCUCUGCAAGGGUGGCUGAAGCAUGAAGGGGCAUACAAACGUUUAGCAUAUCUGACAUGUAAAUACGUUGCAACACCAGCUACAAAAGUACCAUUCGAACACCUAUUCUCACUUUCAGGUGACAUUGUAAAUAAGAAGCAGGCAGCAGUAUUUCCUAUCAAGGUAAACAAACUUGUUUGUCUUAGCGAUUGGUGGAAUAAGUAGGAAGACUGAGUGGACUUGUAGGUUCUAAAGUUUUACGCUGUUUUGUUUUUGAGUGCAGUUAUGUAACCAAAAAAAAUCUGCAUUUGCAAGUUACACUUUCACGAUAAAUAGAUUGCACUGCAGUACUUGUAUGAGGUGAACUGAAAAAUACUAUUUCUUUUGCUUAUCAUUUUUACAGUGCAUAUAUUUGUAAUCAAAAAUAAUAAUAUAAAGUGAGCACUGUGCAUUUUGUAUUCUGUGUUGUAAUUGAAAUCAAUAUCGAAAAUGUAGAAAAGCAUCCAAAAUAUUUAAUAAAUUUCAAUUGGUAUUGUAUUGUUAUAAGUGUGAUUAAUCACGAUUAACUCAAAAGGAUUAAUCGCAAUUAAAAAAAUUAAUCACGAGUUAACUGAUUAAUUGACAGCCUUAGUUUGUAUGUAUUAUGUUUACGGUGUGGGUAUUAAUAAACAUUCACACAAUAAACAGAACGUAUUAUUGGUUAAAUAUACUUUUGUUUGGCAGAAUUUUGAAAAAUACAGACUAUUCAAUCAGAGGUUCUUACAACAUUGUAGACCUGUCCAGGCAAGGUGAAUAGGUUGUGUUUUAAACCAUGUUCGCAAACACAUUUUUAAAAAUACAAUAUUAUACAGGAGUUUUCACCUAGUGUAGACAGGGCAAGGUCUGCUUAUAUGUGUUAGGUGGUCAUGGUCAAUCCUAAACUCCUGUUUUUCUACUCCAGACAUAGGCUAAAUAUUUUUUGGACUCCAGGUUUGAUUUAUUUAUAUAGCUGCAAGUCCGUGUCGGAGUUCAUGCAGGUUGAAAUGUAAAAGUGCCAAUAAUUCCACCAACUGAGAACAGAAAGAACACCUAUAUCAAAUAAAGAAAACAUUGUUUUGAGA